AUGACGGAUUUAGGAAUAGCAAUUGAGCGUAUGGAACAACUCAAAGAAUCUAUAGACAUUGUAAAUACAAUAGUUAUUUUAGGGAUACCUAUGUAUCUGUGCUGCAUUCGUUUUAUUGAUGCAAGUUGGAUUUGCAUUCCUUGAAGGUGGAUGUCUUAGGUAUAAGGACAUGCAAAGUAUAAUGCUCAAAAUAUUUAUGAACACCUGUGUUACUGUUGUAAUUUGGUGGCUUGUUGGCUAUGGAAUUGCCUUUGGAAGUGAUUCAAAAGAAUUCGUUGGAUCAUCUGUUUUUGUGGGAUUCGAUAUGAAAAAUUCUAAACAUUUGGCAGAGUUUGCAUUUCAGACAGCUGUUGCCUCUGCUGCUACUAGCAUAGUUUCAGGAGGUGCUGCUGGUCGUAUGACCUACAUCGGAUACUUUAUAUUAUCAGUCGUGUUUUCUUCAGUUAUAUACCCAUUCUGUGCUCAUUGGGGAUUUGGAAAUGGAUGGUUAAUGAAAUUAGGAUAUCAUGAUUAUGCUGGCAGUGGUACCAUUCAUGCUUCUGCUGGUAUGGGUGCUUUGAUGACAACCAUGCUGUUAAAACCAAGAAAUUAAAGGUUUAAUCCAAAAUAUGCAGAACACUUUGAACCUAACAACCCAAUUUAUAUCACUUUAGCCUGUCUAUCUUUAUGGGUCUGUUGGUGCUUCUUCAAUGGAGGAUCCUCCUUAGGUAUUGCCAAUGGAGCUAGUGUUUUUAUGAGUCGUGCCAUUAUGAAUACAUUCAUCGCUGGAGCUUCAGGAGCUUUAACAGUUUUCUUUAUUUUCUAUUUAAUGAACAUCGACCAAGGUAAUAAAUAUUCCUUAGUCAUGAUUUGCAACGGCAACCUUGCUGGACUAGUAGCCAUCACUGGGUAAUCUGAUAUUCUUAUCAUUUUAGACCUUGUGAUAAUGUUGAUGCUUGGGCUGCAUUUGUUAUUGGAAUACUUGGAGGUAUGAUGAUGGUAUUUGCCAACAGAGUCCUAUUCAAUCUGUAGAUAGAUGAUCCUGUUGAUGCUAUUUCAAUCCACUUUGUAUCCAUUUUCAUUUAUUUAGGCAUGUGGAAUGUUGGGAGCCAAUUUGGUAUCAUGGUUUGACAUGGAUACAGGAAUUGUCUAUGGAAAAGGAGGCUAUUAAUUCGCUGUUCAAAUGCUGGGAUCCUUCAUAUAUAUUGGAUGGUCUGCUCUCAUUCAUUUGAUAACACUUCUAUUUAUUGAUAAAAUAGGAUUUUUGAGAGUAACAUUGGAAGAAGAACAUGAGGGAUUAGACCCUGCUACCAUGGGAUGCUGUGCUUAUGAAAUGGUUGAAUUAUAAUAAUGACA
Paramecium octaurelia is the source of this 1335-nucleotide messenger RNA. The record is from the annotation of a GenBank genome assembly. Lineage: Eukaryota; Ciliophora; Oligohymenophorea; Peniculida; Parameciidae.